Molecule: messenger RNA, 672 nt
Organism: Aspergillus candidus
Lineage: Eukaryota; Fungi; Ascomycota; Eurotiomycetes; Eurotiales; Aspergillaceae
Product: undecaprenyl diphosphate synthase family protein
Exons: 3
Coding region: 1-672 (223 amino acids)
Cellular component (GO): lipid droplet; dehydrodolichyl diphosphate synthase complex; endoplasmic reticulum
Molecular function (GO): ditrans,polycis-polyprenyl diphosphate synthase [(2E,6E)-farnesyl diphosphate specific] activity
Source: RefSeq, a predicted model, not a curated record
AUGUCCCUGGAAAAGGCGUAUCAGACUGGGGCUCAAACGCUCGAGACUAUACUCGAGUUCUGCUUCGCAACCGGAAUCCAGGCCGUGACAGUCUACGCGUUCAGUCUUGCGAACUUGCAGCGCUCUGCCGAAGAGGUCAAGGCAGUCAUGGCUCAUCUGAAAGUCUGUCUCGCGCGGUUUCUGCAAGAUGGGGGUGUAGCGGAGCGGUUUGGAGUCAGACUUCGAUUAUGCGGCGAUAGGUCAUUGUUGCCAACAGAAACCCUCGAGGGCCUCGAACAUGCAGAACGGAUCCUUGGUAAGAAUACCAAACAUGUUCUGAAUCUCUGUCUGGCGUACGGAUCACGACAUGAGAUUACCUCUUCUGUGAAAGCAGCGGUUGUGAAGCACUCCCGCCGACUAUGCAUAGCCGGUCAACUUGAUAGCCCAUCCCAACCCGGGAUGACUGGCCACGGUUUGCCAUUGCCCCGGCACGACAUCAUCGAGACUCUUGAAGACACAAUGUCCACUGCAGGAUGCCCGCCGUUGGAUUUUCUGAUACGCACUUCUGGCACGAGACGCCUGAGCGACUUCAUGCUUUGGCAAUGCCACGAAACCACUGAUAUUGUGAUCCUGAAGAAAAACUGGCCUGAACUAUUGUACUGGGACUUUAUGCAGGUGUUUGCAAAGGGCUAG